Messenger RNA from Leptosia nina, 3078 nucleotides. Lineage: Eukaryota; Metazoa; Arthropoda; Insecta; Lepidoptera; Pieridae. The record is from the annotation of a GenBank genome assembly.
AUGCGUAAGAGCAGCGGCUCAUGUGCCCGUGCCGCCUGCGCAGCGUCCCGGAGCGGCGCGCACACGAUGCCGCGCUGCCUGGCACAGGCCACGCUACUCGUGCUGUCCAUCUCCUCGGCUGCAGCCUGGCGACCUCACUCAGACUCCCUAGUCUUUUCUGUGAACCACGUGCGAUCACCCAGACAUGUCCACAAUAACAUACACCAUCUGCAUUUACUAGGAUGGCAUCUUGAACUUCAAGAGAAUAGAGCCAUACGCUCCCCUUAUUAUAACGAGUGCAAGUUCUAUAGGGGACGAGUGCUUUACGAAGAAGAGUCGGCUGCAACUGUGACAGAAUGUGGAGGCCAGUUGUAUGGCUUGUUACAAGUGGAUGGCGAGGGUUUCGUUCUUCAACCGACUCGGUCUGACGGUAGCCACGUUCUGAGGAGACGCGACGUCGUGCUGUCAGAGCGCCCGACCGCGUACAACCUAACUGGUGAUACAGUAACCGACCUUGACAUUGACUUCGAAGAUGACAUACCAUUGCCUACGAUGCACGUGCGCCCGCGACACAGUGACCAUUCGGACGUAGAGCACUUCAGAAAUGCGCUUCCUGUGUCAAGACCGGUGUCAGGCGCAAAGGGUCUAUGGCUGGAAUUGGCUAUUGUGGCCGAUCACACAAUGGUCAAAUUCCACGGCAAGGAACGCGUGAAACAUUAUAUCCUCGCUAUAAUGAAUAUUGUUAGUGCCAUCUUCAAUGACCAGUCCCUGGAAUCAAAUAUGACUCUCGUUAUCAACAAAUUGUUUCUCUACGAAGAAAAGGAUUCCGUUAUAAAAUAUGGAAAUGUUAAGAAAUCGCUGGAGGCCGUGAAUAAAUGGAAUUACCGACAUCUCAUGAAAUUGCCCGCAGAUAGUACGGGUUGGGAUGCGACAAUUUGGCUUACUCGUGCGCAGUUGGGAGGGCCGUCGGGUUUCGCGCCAGUAGCGGGUGUUUGUACAAGAACGAGAUCGGCAGCUAUAGACCGAGAUGAGGGCUUGACUAGUGCUUUUGUCAUCGCACACGAAUUGGGACAUCUCCUAGGCUUAACCCACGACGGUAACGGCCAAUGUGAGACUGAAGGUCUGAAAGGAUCAGUCAUGGCCCCAACAGUACUAGCAACUCUUCACAAUUAUGCCUGGUCAUCCUGCUCCAGACAACAAUUUCACGAGAAGUCCGAGAACUGGUGGUGCCUUCAGCAGCGUAGCCAAGAUGAUGGCGUGGUGCUGGGCGGCGCUAAAGAACUAUCGAACUAUGUUUUCACUAUGGACGAGCAGUGCCGCACUGAGUUCGGUGACGGGUUUUCUAUCUGCAAAUCCGUAAAAGUGAAAUCUCCGUGCGCCAGACUUUGGUGUGCACACCGCUCUAUGCCUCACGUUUGUCGCUCCAAGAGGGCUCCGCCUCUUGAAGGAACACCUUGUGGAGUUAACCAAUGGUGUGUUGACCGUGUCUGCGAGGCUAUGCCGGGGCAUGUGAUCAGCAAUAGAAGUGACAAUAAACCGAUGCCUGAAUGGGGAGACUGGGGUCAAUGGAGUGAGUGCAAUGCCGAUUGUGGAUAUGGUCUGCGGACAAGAAUAAGGCGAUGCUGGUAUAAAGGGUCUAUAUCGGAGAGUGCUUGUGAUGGAGCCGGGUCUCAAGUGGCUACGUGCUGGUCGGGUCAGGCUUGCGCUGCGACCAGGGAUAUACGGGCAGAUAUAUGUUUUCGACAAGCCAGCCAUCUUAUUCCACACUUACACACUGAAGAAUCUAAGCACUGCCAGAUAUGGUGUGUGGACUACGCUGGAGGUGAUCCAACCAACUUCGGAAUUUUGCCCGACGGAACAUCUUGCAGUUACGAAAGACCUUUCGAUCUCUGCUUUCAGGGCACAUGUGUAAAAGGACAGUGCAACGCAACCGACCCUACAUGCAACUGGUGUCCAGAUGGUUACUGCAAUAAUAAUACGCAUCUUUACAUACGUCAUCUGGGAAAAGGUUGGACACGUCUCACUGUGAUACCGCACGAAGCGUCCAAGCUUUCAGUACACAUCGCUACCCCGGUAUCCCUAAACAUAGCAAUAAGAGAACGCCGGCGAGACAGGCCGAUACUAGAAUUGAGCAAACACUCUCGGCGCUUCGAUAUCGAAACCAAAGAGAACAAAUACCUUAAAUACGAUCCCAACGUACCGCAAAAUCUACAGAUAAUAGAGGUCGAUAGCAAUAUAAUAGAUAUAAAAGAAGAGAAAUAUGGGUACGAGGGGGAGGUGAUAGCAGCUGGGGGCUUGGUUAAGUGGAAUCAGACUGAAACUGACGUGUUCAUUACUUCCGAGUCGAGAUUACAUUCGGAUUUGAUGAUCAUGGCAGUACCAGAACAAGCAGUAAGCGAGGAUAUUAUAACAGUAGAAGUGGCGGUCAACUACAGCACCCCCGCUGCGAGGACGCGCCCCAUGGAGUAUAGGUGGUCGAGCGAUCGUGGACCUUGUUCGGUGUCGUGUGGAGGUGGUUAUAGGAUGGUAAGACCGCGAUGUGGACGCGGACAGCAGUGUGGAACUCCACGUUACGAAAGAUGCAACACUCACAAUUGCUCCUUCAAAUGGGUGGGAGCGGGGUGGGAAGAGUGCAGCGCGACCUGCGGGGAGAGCGGGGUACAAGAGAGACAGCUCUUCUGUGUACCUGUUAACGUAAGCACAUCCACGCGAAGAGAACUUAUAAAACGAAGUGUCUCACCAGCGCUUUGUCCUCCAACAAUGCCGGCAAAACUGCAGUCAUGCAACAGACUCCCGUGUCCUGUUUAUUGGCAGGAAAUGGCUUGGACACAGUGUUCUACAACAUGUGGUCGAGGUGUCUCUUAUAGGCCUCUAGUCUGUCCUGCAUCAGACGAGAUUUUCUGCGGACCAAAGCCACGCGAGCGCAGGCGACGCUGCCGGCUUCGGAGAUGUCCCGUUCGCCCCACAUGUCCCGAGAACGACGCCACACAAUAUUGUGAACUAUUUAGCAAGGAACAGCUAGAACGUAACUGUGUAGUUCCCCCAUUUAGAAAAUAUUGUUGCAACGCGUGUAAAACUGUCGAGCAUAGUAGAAAUUAA